This is a messenger RNA of Condylura cristata (star-nosed mole), 2070 nucleotides long. RefSeq names its product pre-mRNA processing factor 6 (gene PRPF6). Gene Ontology annotation, biological process: mRNA splicing, via spliceosome; spliceosomal tri-snRNP complex assembly. NCBI's taxonomy places the organism in Eukaryota, Metazoa, Chordata, Mammalia, Eulipotyphla, Talpidae. Gene Ontology annotation, cellular component: U4/U6 x U5 tri-snRNP complex; catalytic step 2 spliceosome. The record is from RefSeq and is a predicted model, not a curated record. The transcript is spliced from 12 exons. Gene Ontology annotation, molecular function: protein binding.
AUGGAGGUAAAGCUCUUGGUGAGAAAGGGGCUCCUUGGGGGGACGCGGGAGCCAGGCCUGGGCAGCAGCACCACCUUGCAGGGCGCCGAGUGUCUGCUGAGGGCGACGGGCCUGCUGACCGCCACCGGCUUACUGACCACGACGGGCCUGCUGACCGUCACCGGCUUCAUGACGGGCACGUGUUUCGUGACGGUCACAAGCUUUGUCAUCGGCACGGGCCUGGCGACCGGCACGGGCCUGCUGGCCGAGACGGGCUUGCUGAUGCCGAUGGGCCUGCUGACCCCCACGGGCCGGCCGAUGGUGACGGGCCGGCUGACCGGCCCGGGCUUGGGAGUGGGCAGGGGCCGGUCCACGUGGUUCCACGCGCGGUGCUUCUCCAGCUGGGUCUUGGAGGAGAAGGCGGCCUCGCAGCAGGGCGCCACGGGCUUUACCACCCGCUCGGACAUCGGGCCUGCCCGGGACGCCAACGACCCCGUGGAUGACCGCCACGCGCCGCCCGGCAAGAGGACCGUGGGGGACCAGAUGAAGAAGAGCCAGGCCGCUGACGACGACGACGAGGACCUGAACGACACCAACUACGACGAGUUCAACGGCUACGCCGGGAGCCUGUUCUCCAGCGGGCCCUACGAGAAGGACGACGAGGAGGCCGACGCCAUCUACGCGGCCCUGGACAAGAGGAUGGACGAGAGGAGGAAGGAGCGGAGGUGAGCGGCUCGCUGGAGCCGCCCCGGGUGACGAGCGGGCUGGCCCUCGCAGAGGAAGCUGGCGGAGGUGACAGAGGAGGAGUGGCUGAGCAUCCCCGAGGUCGGCGACGCCAGGAACAAGCGCCAGCGGGCCCCGCGCUACGAGAAGCUGACCCCUGUGCCCGACAGCUUCUUCGCCAAGCACCUGCAGACCGGAGAGAACCACACGUCGGUGGACCCCCGGCAGACGCAAUUUGGAGGUCUCAACACGCCCUACCCGGGGGGGCUGAACACGCCCUACCCGGGGGGCAUGACCCCCGGUCUGAUGACGCCCGGCACGGGGGAGCUGGACAUGAGGAAGAUCGGCCAGGCCAGGAACACGCUGAUGGACAUGCGGCUGAGCCAGGUGUCGGACUCGGUGAGCGGGCAGACGGUGGUCGACCCCAAGGGCUACCUGACAGACCUCAACUCCAUGAUCCCCACCCACGGGGGCGACAUCAACGACAUCAAGAAGGCGCGGCUGCUCCUCAAGUCUGUCCGGGAGACGAACCCGCAUCACCCGCCGGCCUGGAUCGCCUCGGCGCGCCUGGAGGAGGUGACGGGGAAGCUGCAGGUGGCGCGCAACCUCAUCAUGAAGGGGACGGAGAUGUGCCCCAAGAGCGAAGACGUCUGGCUGGAGGCGGCCAGGCUGCAGCCGGGGGACACUGCCAAGGCUGUGGUGGCCCAGGCCGUGCGCCACCUCCCGCAGUCGGUGCGGAUCUACAUCCGGGCGGCGGAGCUGGAGACGGACACGCGCGCCAAGAAGCGGGCCUGGACCCGCCCUGACCAGCACCCCUUCCAGGUGCCCCCCACGCCAGGGGCCUGGGCACCGCCGCUGCUGCUGGCGCUGCUGCUGCUGCGGCCGGGGCUGGGGUUGGGGCCGGCCCCCCGCGAGGCUGGGCGCCCCGCCUGCAGCGUCCCCGCCGUGCUCCGCCACUACCGCGCCGUCAUCUUCGAGGACCUGCAGGCUGCCUUGCUGCGGGGCGCCCAGGGGCUCAGAGGGGCCCCGCCAAGCUCCAGACCCCGCACCUCGGAGCAGAGAGGGCCAGCCGGGGCCGGCGCCUCCUGCAGUGCUCAGAAGGAGCGCAGCAUCCUACUGUCCAUCGUGUCCCUGGGCCAGACCCUGCAGGGGGCAGUGGCCAGGGGCCAGCGCGGGGCACUGGAGAGGGCGGCAUGGACCGUGGCUGUGCGCACUGAGGCUCGGAAGAAGCCCCCGGACCCUGAGACCCCGAGGGCCUGGCGCCCUGCCGGCCGGAGGCGGCUGCUGCAGCGGGCCCUCGCUGCCCUGGCCGCCUGCUGGGAGAAGCUCUUCGCUCUGCGUGCGGAGGCCUCGGCGGGCACCCACUGA